CAGAGCUGUAUUGCAGGCAUGCGCACUGGGCGUCCCAGUGCCACCGCCCAUCAGCUGAGAAUCGUAGCUGGGGUCUCUGGGGCCCGUGGGUGCCGCGGCCAGAGGAGGAGGAGGAAGCCGAGGAGGUUGGGGUGACUGCUUAGAAAACUGCCCAGCCCGCCAGCGUCUGAUGAAAUUAGUGAAUAAGCAAAUCAGCUAUGUCUUACACUCCGGGAGUUGGCAGUGACCCUGCUCUACUGGCCCAGCGUAUCUCUUCUAACAUCCAGAAGAUCACACAAUGUUCUGUGGAAAUACAGAGGAGUCUGAAUCAGCUUGGAACGCCUCAAGAUUCACCUGAACUGAGGCAACAGCUGCAACAGAAGCAGCAGUAUACUAACCAACUUGCCAAAGAAACGGAUAAGUACAUUAAAGAGUUUGGAUCUCUGCCCACCACCCCCAGUGAACAGCGUCAAAGGAAAAUACAGAAGGAUCGCUUAGUGGCUGAAUUCACAACAUCACUGACAAACUUUCAAAAGGUCCAGAGGCAAGCUGCAGAGAAAGAGAAAGAGUUUGUUGCUCGAGUAAGAGCCAGUUCCAGAGUCUCUGGUGGUUUUCCUGAGGACAGCUCAAAGGAAAGGAAUCUUGUGUCCUGGGAAAGCCAAGCCCAACCGCAGGUGCAAGUGCAGGAUGAAGAAAUCACAGAGGACGACCUCCGCCUCAUUCAGGAGAGAGAGUCUUCUAUUAGGCAACUUGAAGCUGAUAUUAUGGAUAUCAAUGAAAUAUUUAAAGAUUUGGGAAUGAUGAUCCAUGAACAAGGAGAUGUGAUAGCGCAAAUCCAGAAAAACCCUGUGCAUCAUCAUUUUUAUCAUUGUCAUCGGAGUUGUAAUUCUUGGGCUCAUCAUAUGGAAAGUGAAAGGCUAAAUUAUGAAGGAGCGCACUAUUGCACUACAUUCUCUAAAUUAUGUAGGAGGAUUCCUGUAAUCAUGGAUUGGUUUUUUUUUUAUUAUUAUUAUUAUUAUUUUAAAGGUACUCCAUAAAGGAUGGCUCCCAUACUUUGUUAUUUUCAUUUGGUGGGGAAGUUUCCUUUGGAUCCAAUCUGAUACAUUCUAACACUGAAAGUUUUUCUCGGUAUGACUGCUGGCAUUACUUCCAUGCUUUUCAAUCUAAUAACUGUGAGGUUUGUCCACGUUGUAUAUGCCUUUCAUGUGUAAUUUAUUUACCUGUUAACUUGGCUCUUGGAAUUAGUAAACAUAAAGGUGUGCGUGUGUUCCGUGUGCAUCUGUCUCUCACAGAGUGAUGUGCACCCAGAUUUGUGUUCCUUCAGUUAAAACUCUCAAAUUUAAUUUUGAUUUGGGUCAGCAGAGGAAACAUUCUCAAUAACUUAAAAAAAAAUUAUCAUACCUGUUUGUGAUGUUUUGGGGUUUGUUUUUUUUUUUUUUCCUGGUUCAGAGCAGCACAAAUAUCUAUUUAAUCUUCCUUGUUCGUUUUCUCUUAAGACCCUUGUUUACUCUAAAUAAAAUCAGAGAAUAAUUUCCUAGAGUAUCUCAUACUCCCGAUGUGUAUAUAUUAAGCAUUUGCUGUAGAUUGCCUAGUAAAAUACUAAGGAUAGAUUGUUUUUACAUAGGCCCUGUUUAAGUCUGAUGUUUGCUGGGGUAUUUAUAGUCACUAUAAAUGUUUAAUGUAAUUUGAAGGAAGAGUAUGAAAAAUCAGUACCUAUCGCGUUAUAAAUCUGAAGAUCCCAACUUCUUAUUCUGCCAUGUACUUCCACAGCUAUUACUGUGGAAUUAAUUACCUUCCCUUAAGUCCUUUAGAAUAAUGGCUAUGUGUGUAUCCUUGGGUCAGAAUUACUUUGGGGGAGCAACUUUACCAGAAUUACUGUUUUUGAGCACUAACACUUAAAAUUUAAUGUUUACCUUGCAUACCAUUUUGUACCACCCUUCAUUAGAAAACAAUUUGGAUGUUUGUCAAUUAACUCACUUGCUUUUUUAAAUCAAUGUUGUUUUAAUGCACUAAUCUCAAUACUGUAAAGAGGAUUAUCUUAGUUUAUAGUUUGUAUUUUAUAAUGUUCUUACAUAGCAGUUUGAUCGUGAAGUCAGUGUUUUACAUGGCAAAGCUAUGAGACUUCAAAUGGGAACAAAUAAAAUAUUAAGUAAAUUGUAUCUUUGCAACCAAAAUAAAGAUGAUUUUAAAAGUGUCUGGAUCGUUCCGUUUCAUGAGGACUCUGCUUCUGCAGGACCAACACUUGACAUAAUCACACAGCAGCCCUUCUGUCUUUCUGGAGUACUGGUUUAUUCAGUGUUUUAUUUUGGCAAUCUUAGAAAGUUCUGCUGCUAGCAGAAGCUGUCUUGCAUGUCAGCAAAACGCCAUAUUUUUUUUUUCCACAAGAGACUGUAGAGCAUGAUCUUGCGAGUGAGUGAUUGGGAACUUUGAGACUUGGUGUUUACCAUCAGUUUGCUUUAGUGAACGGGUCGGGCCAGGCGGGGAAAGGAAAUUAUACGAAUACUACCUGUGCUGAGGUCAGUGCAAGCCCAUCGGGGCCUGCUUGAACGUGUUCUUUCUCUAAGACCACAGAGAAGCGUGUGAUAAACCAGUGUCUAUGGCUGCAUAAAACUCCCAAGCUCCCACACAUCAGUUCAAUUUUUUGCCACGGUCGUACUUGAUAAAAUGUUUAUUCUCAUAUAGGCAAAUGCACUUACUCUAUUCACUUCAUGAUGAGUUCCCAGGAAUAGAAAAGCACUUAAUUCUUUUGUGCACAAUUUUAGCACCUUCAUUUAAAGUGUAAUAUUUUAUAAAUUAUUUUACCUGGGACACAGAUCAGUCAUUAAAAACAGGAACUUGAGUGGCUUGCAUUCUUUUAAGAAACAUUGAUUUUUGAGGGAAAAUUUUACCCCAAAAUAUUUGAAACACAGUAGUCUUGAUUUGAAAAAAAAUAAAAGGAAAAACAUAGCACAAUAGCCAAGGUUUUCAAGUUCUCGAAGUUUUCCUUUAGGUUAGUCGUAGAAUCGGUUUGAAAGGUGACGCUCACACUAUGGAAAAUAACAUUGAAGUUGUUUUUAUGACGGUCGGCAAACUCGAGGCAGUCCAGUGGAGUCGCAGACUGAAGCAGUUUCGUCAUCAGGUGACUCACGUUCAUUUUAGUGUGCUCCAAAGACAUUCUCGAACAGCUCGGAUUGAGAUCAGCCAGCCUCUGUGCAGAAAUCGAAUGACGGUGUGGCAUGAAGUGUUUGACUCUUGUACUGCUCACUAGAUGUGGAAGUGUUUUGGUUUUGCACGAUUGAUAGUAAAAAAAAAAAAAAUACAGGUGCCAUUUCAACAGAAGGCAGCUUGUUUGUUAGUAGGCAUGGGAUCAGUUCUAGAAAAAUGUAUGUGUGGGCACAGGUGGAGCGGAUCUAGGCCAGCAAACAAGGAAGGCAGCAGCUGGAGUCAGGCAUCCAAGCGCUGCACGGCCAGCAGCAUCCGAAUCGUUGUCUGACUGCACCGCGUCUUCGAAGAAUUUGCCACCGACUCCUUCACUGUCGUCACUGCUUUAAAAAAAAAAAAGUAACAUUUUGUACACACAGAAGAACAGUGUUUUGAAUAUCAAUGUUUUCCAACAAAUUUCUAAUGAAAAAUGAUUUUUGAAGAUUUUUGUUCCACAAAAUUAGUCUGUGCUUUAGCAAGGAAAGUGCUGGAAUAGCGUUUCUAGUUCGUGUAAUUUUUCUUCGUGUAGAAAACAAGAACAUAAUAAAAGUUAAAAACUGUCUACAGAAAAAAGUCCUUGUCCACCUUAAUGGCCCAGAACAAUUUACGAGGGUAUAGUAUUCAGCAUUUAUGUUUUUAAAGUCAGAGUUGACUACUGUUUACACAUGAUGACUAGGUUGCUGGAAUAAAAAUAAAUGAGUUAAAA
Messenger RNA from Ailuropoda melanoleuca (giant panda), 3865 nucleotides. RefSeq names its product syntaxin 7 (gene STX7). Gene Ontology annotation, biological process: vesicle fusion; vesicle-mediated transport; intracellular protein transport. Gene Ontology annotation, molecular function: SNARE binding; SNAP receptor activity. The coding region runs from base 198 to 1016 and encodes 272 amino acids. Lineage: Eukaryota; Metazoa; Chordata; Mammalia; Carnivora; Ursidae. The record is from RefSeq and is a predicted model, not a curated record. Gene Ontology annotation, cellular component: synaptic vesicle; membrane; endomembrane system. The transcript is spliced from 9 exons.